AUGGGCUACAAUGUGAAGCGAGUGUUGGUGGAUCAAGGUACGUUAGUUGGUUUUGCAGGUGAUCAGGUAACGGCCAGGGGAUACGCCGACUUGGAUACUACUUUCGGUUGGGGAGACCACAUGAAGACUAUCACUGUCCGAUACCUGGUGGUGAAUGCCCAAUCAUCUUACAGCAUACUGGACGACCGUCCUACACUAAACCGGUUGGGAGCGGUCGUCUCCACCCCUCACUUGAAGCUGAAGUAUCCCUUGCCCAAUGGACGGGUCGGGGUCCUCUACGUCGAUCAAGAAGUCGCGAGGAAAUGCUAUGAGGAUAGUUUGAAAGCUAGGAGGCACUUAUAUGUAACGCAUGUUGAUUGGGGUGUCCAGUCAAUCGAAUUGGAUCCGAGGAUAAUUCAUUUUGACUCCCGACCAGCCCCAGCGGAGGACGUGAAGGAGGUUACCUUGUCCGAAGGGAAAACGGUCAAACUUGGUGUAUCUUUGACCAAAGAAAACGAGGAGGGGCUGCUCGCUGUGCUGAAAAACAACGUGUCGGCCUUUGCAUGGAGUGCCGGCGACAUGCCCGGUAUUGACCCCGACUUCCUAUGCCACCAUCUCAUGGUGGAUCCCAAGGCGAAGCCAGUGACCCAAAAAAGGCGAAAGUUUGGCGAGGAUAAAAGGAAAGCUAUAGCGGAAGAGACUAGGAAGCUGCUGUCGGCGGGACACGUUCGGGAAAUCCAAUACCCGACGUGGCUAGCGAAUGUGGUGAUGGUGCGAAAGAGCAAUGGAAGCUGGAGGAUGUGCACCGACUUCACGGACUUGAACAAAGCCUGCCCAAAAGAUUCGUACCCGCUACCUAACAUCGAUUGCCUAGUCGACAACGCAUCAGGCUAUGAGCUGUUGAGCUUCAUGGACGCGUACUCGGGGUACAAUCAGAUCAGGAUGCAUCACGCCGAUGAAGACAAAACUGCGUUUAUAGCUGAUCAGGCCACCUACUGUUAUAAGGUCAUGCCUUUCGGUCUAAAAAAUGCAGGGGCGACAUACCAGAGGCUCAUGGACAAGGUGUUGGCAGAUCAGUUAGGAAGGAAUGUCGAAGCGUACGUAGACGACAUGGUCGUCAAAUCACCAAGUGUGUGGUACCAACUUAAGUUGAACCCUGCGAAGUGCUCAUUUGGCAUCCAAGCUGGAAAAUUCCUCGGCUUCUUAUUGACUCAUAGAGGCAUUGAGGCGAACCCGGACAAGUGCUCCGCAAUAAUCAAUAUGAGAAGUCCCGUGACGGUGAAGGAAGUCCAACAGUUGACAGGGAGAAUGGCCUCCUUCUCUCAUUUUCUUUCGAAGGCAGCGGACAAGUCCUUACCCUUGUUCCAAUGUUUGAGAAAGAACGACCGCUUCGCAUGGACUGAUGAAUGUGAAAGAGCAUUCGGCGAACUCAAGCAGGCCCUCACCUCGCCGCCGAUCCUCACUAAACCACAAGCUGACUCCCCUUUGUUGUUAUAUUUGUCAGCAUCCGAUACCGCCGUCAGCGCAGUCGUGGUGCGAGAGAGAGGUAACUCCCAACUGCCGAUCUAUUUUGUUAGUAGGGUGUUGCAAGGGACAGAGGUUCGCUAUCAAAAGAUUGAGAAGUUGACACUUACCAUAGUGAUAACCGCGCGAAAGCUCAGACACUACUUCCAGAGUUACGAAAUGGUAAUCCGAACAGACUACCCCAUCAGACAGGUGUUGCAAAAGCCCGACCUUGCCGGUAGAAUGAUGAAGUGGUCCAUCGAGUUGUCAGAGUUUGCAAUCAAGUACGAACCGAGAGGAGCCAUUAAGGCUCAAGUGCUGGCCGACUUCUUGGUCGAGUUGACCCCACCAGCCGAGGGGGAUCCUUCUGGGGAAAGUGACUGGAUUCUAUUGGUCGACGGAGCUUCCAACCUAGGUGGCAACGGGGCCGGGAUCGUCCUUGAGGGACCAGGAGGCAUACUUUUGGAACAGUCGCUACGCUUUGAGUUUCGAGCUAGCAACAAUCAGGCAGAGUAUGAAGCUCUGUUGGCAGGGAUGACCUUGGCAAAGGAGAUGGGUGCGACAAGCCUGUCGGCCAGGAGUGACUCACAGCUUGUGACGGGGCAGGUGGCAAGAACCUUCCAAGCCAAAGAUCCUCAAUUGGCUCGGUACCUUGAAAGAGUAAGGGUCGUGUCGGCUGGCUUUACCAAAUUUUCGCUAAAUCAUGUCCCCAGGGAGCAAAACUCACGAGCCGAUCUCUUGUCAAAGCUUGCAAGCACAAAGAAGCCAGGGGCUACUCGGUCGGUCAUCCAAGAGACGCUAACACAGCCGAGUAUAAAUGACGCGCAAGUGAACGUCCUUUUCAUCCAGGAAGAGCUAAAUUCGUGGAUGGGACCGUACAUUGCGUAUCUGACCUAG
Messenger RNA from Cajanus cajan (pigeon pea), 2379 nucleotides. The record is from RefSeq and is a predicted model, not a curated record. Lineage: Eukaryota; Viridiplantae; Streptophyta; Magnoliopsida; Fabales; Fabaceae.